CUGUGGCCCCGGCCGGGGGCUGAGUUCCCGAUCGCCAUGCGGGAGGGCAGAGCCAGCCCAGGUGCGUCCAGCGGCAACGUGCGGGGAAGGUGGGAGGCCUGCCCCGAAGCCGAGGCGGCGAAGCUGCUGCCCUUCCUGGCGCCUGGCGCGCGGGCGGACCUGCAGGCCGCAGCAGUGCAGCACGUGCUGGCGCUGACCGGCGCGGAGUCGGGCCGCCAGCUGCUGGCUGGGCAGCAGGCGCUGCUGCAGGCGCUGAGUGAGCUGGCGGCGGCUCCGGCCCCUGCCCCAGCCCGCGACGCCGCCCGCGCGCUUGUGAACUUGGCUGCUGACCCCAGCCUGCACGAGCCGCUUCUGGCCGCCGACCCCGGGCUGCCGGCUCGUCUGUUGGGUCGUGCGUUGGACCCACAGUGGCCCUGGGCGGAAGAGGCGGCUGCCACGCUAGCCAACCUCAGUCGCGAGCCUGCGCCGUGUGCCGCGCUGAUGGCGGCACUGGCAGCAGUCGAGCCAGGGCAGUCGAGCUUGGAGCGGUUGGUGUGUGCACUCUGCACGCGCGGCUACAACGCGCACGCGCCCCUACAUUACCUGGGGCCGUUGCUCUCCAACCUUAGCCAGCGGCCUGCCGCACGUGCCUUCCUGCUGGACCCUGACAGGUGCGUGGUCCAGCGGCUGCUGCCCCUUAUCCAGCGUUCAGACUCCUCAGUGCGCAGGGGAGGGGUGGUAGGGACUCUGCGGAAUUGCUGCUUUGAGCACCGACACCAUGAGUGGUUGCUUGGGCCUGAAGUCGACAUUCUUCCCUUCUUGCUACUGCCUCUGGCUGGGCCUGAGGAUUUCUCGGAGGAAGAGAUGAACCGGUUGCCUGUUGACCUGCAGUACCUGCCGCCAGAGAAGCAGCGUGAACCUGAUGCUGACAUCCGCAAGAUGCUCAUUGAAGCCAUCAUGCUGCUGACAGCCACUGCACCUGGGCGGCAGCAGGUGCGGGACCAGGGAACCUACCUGAUCCUUCGAGAGCUGCAUAGCUGGGAACCAGAGCCUGAUGUGCGGUUGGCUUGUGAAAAGCUCAUCCAGGUGCUAAUUGGAGAUGAGCCAGAAUGUGGCAUGGAAAACCUGCUGGAGGUGCAGGUGCCUGAGGAUGUGGAACGACAGCUGCAGCAGCUGGACCGGGAGCAGCAGCAGCUGGCCCAAGAGUCAAGGGUGGAAGGGACUGCACCUACCUGAGGUCCCUUCAGCAUGGGAGUCCAGAGCCACCUUUGCCAGACCUGCUAGACCAGACCUGCCUACAGACCUUCAAAUCCCCUGUGCCCGCUGAGAAGCAGAGCUAUACUUAGGCUAGAGUGAAUGCUCAGUAAAUGUUGGAGGGUUGAGGACACUUCCCAACCCUAUGUCUCCUGUUGAUACCAAUAAGAAUAAAGGUUGAGCCAAAGCCCA
Marmota monax (woodchuck) is the source of this 1425-nucleotide messenger RNA. RefSeq names its product HGH1 homolog (gene Hgh1). Bases 37 to 1215 code for a protein of 392 amino acids. The transcript is spliced from 6 exons. NCBI's taxonomy places the organism in Eukaryota, Metazoa, Chordata, Mammalia, Rodentia, Sciuridae. The record is from RefSeq and is a predicted model, not a curated record.